AUGAAUCUUUCAUAUUUACUAAAUAUCAGAAAGAAAUUAACUAGAAAUCUGAAAAAAGUAAAUAAAUAUUAGAAGAAAUAAAUAAAUAAAUUUACAAAGAAAGAUUAAUCAAUCGAUGAUAAAUAUUUUUAGAAAGAUACCAAAAACGUAAUAAUUUUUCUAAAAGAAGUUUAAGGAAUAAAUCCUUUAGAAUAUCAGGCCAUAAUAUAAUUUCUGUUGUAAGCAAAUAAAUUGUACAAAUUAGAUUUUUUAAAAAUAAAAACAUUAAUCACCAAAAAAUAUAUUAUUAUUACAAACAAACAUAAAUAAAUAAAUCAAUAAAUAAAUAAAGAGUAAUUAUAAAGAAUCAUGAGCGUAAAGAAGCCAUUCAUUAGCGAUAAGUCUCCCAUCAUGAGCGUUUUCUGCAGUUAAGAAUUCAAUUAGCUUUCUGACAAAGAAAAGGAAUAUUCCUAUAAUUUCAGCAAGGCUUCAUGGGAAGGAGCAAAAAUUUGCUAUUUCUAAAAAUCAUACGAAGCUCCUGCUCUUUUCACAAUUCUCUAGUUGACUCAUUCAGGCUAAUCUACUGAAGAACUCAGAAAAUCAGCUGUAGAUGCUGGAGUCACUGAAGAAGAAUUCACCAAAUUUUUAUACUAUUCAGCAGGUGUAUUCAAUAAUUGCGGUAACUUUAAUAGCUUUGGUGAUGACAAGUUCAUUCCUGAACUUUCUCCUGCAUCCUUCUAAAAAAUCUUAUCCUCAUCUCACAAUUACAAGCAAUACAAGGAAUUAAUAGACUCUCUUUAUGCAGAUAUUCAACCUUUCAUUUUUGGUCACGAAGGUCGUCUCAGCAAGAUUGGUUAUCCUCCUGUCGAAGGUAGCACUGGUUACUACUCAGGCAAUUUGACUAAGGAAGAAAUUGAAAAAUUAGACGACUUCUUGAAAGUUUUAAAUGUUGAUACUUUGAACACUCGUUUAGUUAAGUUUGGAGAUAAACAUUACGGCGUCCUAGUUGCCUCUGUAAAUAGAAGUAAAACCACUCACUACUAUCUUGGUGAAAAAAUAGAUCUUAUUUAUGGUGAUUACUCUCCUUUAUUAAGAAGAGUUUCUUAUCAUCUAGAAUAGGCUAUCCCAUUCUCUGCAAACAAAAAUUAAGAAAAAAUGCUUAUCCACUAUGUAAACCAUUUCAACAAUGGUGACAUUGAAGUACACAAAGACUCUCAAAGAGUUUGGGUUAAAGAUCAAGGCCCUAUCAUUGAAACUAAUAUCGGCUUCAUUGAAACAUAUCUUGAUCCUCGCCAAGUAAGAGCUGAAUUUGAAGGUUUUGUUGCAGUCGUUGAUAAAGAAAGAUCAGUUAAGACUAACUAUUUCGUUUCUAAGGCUCCUGAAUUCUUAAAGAAGAUGCCUUGGCCCUCUGAUUUUGAAAAGGAUUCUUUCCUUAAGCCAGAUUUUACUUGUUUGAGUGUCCUCAGUUUUGGUAGCUCAGGCACUCCUUUGGGUAUUAACAUCCCUAACUAUGAUGAUAUUAGACAAGAAGAAGGCUUUAAGAAUGUUUAUUUAGGAAACUGUAUCACAAGCCCUAAAGAACUCCUUUUCUUGGAUAAGGAAGAUAUUGAGCUUAAAAUUAAACAUUUCCCAGCAGUUAUUUACCACAAGGUUAUUUUCCACGAACUUCUUGGUCAUGGUUGUGGUAAGCUUUUCUAUGAAGGCAAUUACGAUGCUGAAAAUAUCGUUAAUCCUUUGACAAAUGAAAAGGGUAUCAAGAAGUGUUAUAAGCCAAAUGAUACUUGGGGUUCUGUUUUCAAAAAUCUUUCAAACCCUUACGAAGAAUGCAGAGCUGACUCAGUUGCCCUUUACUUCUCAACUUUCAAGGAGGCUUAUGAAGUCCUUUAACCUGAAUAAGUUCAACAUUGGGAAGAAAUCUCCAUUGCUUGUUUCCUAGAAUUCGUUUACCAAGCUUUGAUUGGUUUAUAAUUCUACAAUGCAGAUGACAAGAAAUGGGGACAAGCUCACAUUAAUGGCAGAUGGGUUAUUUUAUAGGUUUUGCUUGAAGCUGGUAAUGGAUUCGUUGAAAUUGAAAAGGCCAAACAUCCUGAAGAUGCUAACAAAGACUGGAUUAAGGUUAAGGUUGAUAGAAGCCAAGUACUUACAACCGGUAAGGAAGCUAUGAGAAAGUUUUUACUUAAGAUGUAAGUCUAUAAAUCUACUGCUGAUAUCGAAGCUGCCACUGAAAUGUUCGGCAACUACUCUAAAGUCAAUGAAAAGUUCCUUGAAAUUCGUAAAAUUGUUAUUGACAACAAAAAGCCAAGAAGAAUUGAGUUAUAAGGAAACGUCUUUAAGGACUUCCAAGGAAGUAUUAGCUACAAAACAUACCCUGAAACAAUCGAAGGUGUCAUUCAAAGCUAUGUUGAACGUUUCCCCUAUUUUGAUAAGGAAGUUGUUGAUUUAUGGAAUGAAUAUAGAAGAGUUCAAAAACCUUCACUUUGA
Messenger RNA from Tetrahymena thermophila SB210, 2460 nucleotides. RefSeq names its product peptidase family M49 protein. Gene Ontology annotation, molecular function: dipeptidyl-peptidase activity. NCBI's taxonomy places the organism in Eukaryota, Ciliophora, Oligohymenophorea, Hymenostomatida, Tetrahymenidae. Gene Ontology annotation, cellular component: cytoplasm. The transcript is spliced from 7 exons. The record is from RefSeq and is a predicted model, not a curated record.